Chaetomium globosum CBS 148.51 is the source of this 609-nucleotide messenger RNA. RefSeq lists its product as uncharacterized. Gene Ontology annotation, molecular function: protein binding. Gene Ontology annotation, biological process: ribosomal large subunit biogenesis; ribosome biogenesis; ribosomal large subunit export from nucleus. Bases 1 to 609 code for a protein of 202 amino acids. NCBI's taxonomy places the organism in Eukaryota, Fungi, Ascomycota, Sordariomycetes, Sordariales, Chaetomiaceae. The transcript has a single exon. The record is from RefSeq and is a predicted model, not a curated record. Gene Ontology annotation, cellular component: preribosome, large subunit precursor; nucleolus; nucleus.
AUGGCCGCCACCACAACCCAAAAACCCGCCAAACUCCCCGUCACCGUCGACAAGCCGACCCCCUACACCUUCGACCUCGGCCUCCUCCUCGCCAACGACCCCAACCCCGUCGCCAUCCCCCCCUCCACCCUAACCGACCGCUCCGCCCUCGAAACCCACCUCGCCAGCGUCGCCCGCGACGGCGCCCAAGUCCUCAUCAACCAGCUCCUGACCACCUGCGCAAUCAGCUCGACCCCCGCCGGCGUGCUCCUGACCCUCCCACCCCCCCAAACGGCCCUCCCGCGCGAAAAACCCGUGCCCGCCCCCAAGGCGGAAACCAAAUGGUCGGCCUUCGCCAAGCGGCGCGGGAUCAAGCCCAAGACGCGGGAGCAGCGGCGCAACCAGCAGUACAACGAGGAGACGGGCGAGUUUGAGCGCCGGUGGGGGUACAAGGGGGCCAACAAGGCCGGGCAGGACGACGCGAUCAUCGAGGUGAGCGCGGCCGACGAGGCGCGGCGCAAGGAGGGGACGAGCGUGCGCGGCGACAAGCGCAGGGAGAUCCGCGAGCGGGUGAAGCGAAAUGAGAGGCGGAUGAGAAAGAACCAGCGGAAUGCCGAGGGGAGGAAGUAG